AUGGCCCCUCCACCUCCGGGAAAUCAGCCUUUGCAGCAGAGGUUGAUGCAAUUAGCACAGACCCUCCAGUUCGCGUGGUUCUGUGGCCAUGUUACGCUGUUCCUGUGCACAAUUCGCUAUGCGAUCUCAUACCUGACUUUCCGCUACAACUCCAAGUGGGCGGUGUUCUCUUACCGAACCGCUUUCAUGGCGGCAGCUGUCACGUACGGUAUCGUGGUGUACAAGGCAUACCGCGCCCGCAUGAGGUCCGGGAAACAGGGUAGCCCUCUGGCUAUGCUUGCGGACGAGAACGUGCAGUAUCUCCUAAUGGCACUCGUCUGGCUCUGGUCCCGUCAGAUCCCGCUCGCCAUCCUCCCCUUCACCGUCUAUUCUAUCUUCCACAUCGCGACCUACACUCGCGCGAACCUGCUCCCGGCUCUCCAGCCCCAGCAGCAAUCCCAGGACGGCCAGCCGCCCAAGCAAUCCGGCAUGGCUCAGACGAUCGGCCAGUUCGUCAAGGACUACUAUGACAGCAGCAUGACGCUCGUCGCGCUCCUCGAGAUCGGCCUCUGGUUCCGCGUCCUUAUGUCUGCCCUGCUCUUCCAGAAGGGCUCCUGGAUCCUUCUCGGCAUCUACAGCGCCUUCCUCCGGGCCCGCUACUCGCAGAGCAGCUUCGUGCAGGGCGCUAUUGCCCAAAUGACCCAACGCGUUGACGGCAUGGUCGCGAACCAGAAUACCCCGCCUGCGGUCAGGAAUGCCUGGGCCAGCGUCAAGGGACUCGCGAGACAGGCGGCUGAGGCUACGGACAUCAACAAGUAUGUCGGCGGUAACCAGCAGGCCGGCCCGAAGAAGGCGCAGUAG
Messenger RNA from Coniosporium apollinis CBS 100218, 840 nucleotides. RefSeq lists its product as uncharacterized. Bases 1 to 840 code for a protein of 279 amino acids. Gene Ontology annotation, biological process: endoplasmic reticulum tubular network organization; membrane organization. Gene Ontology annotation, cellular component: endoplasmic reticulum; membrane. Lineage: Eukaryota; Fungi; Ascomycota; Dothideomycetes. The transcript is spliced from 2 exons. The record is from RefSeq and is a predicted model, not a curated record.